Molecule: messenger RNA, 726 nt
Organism: Chlamydomonas reinhardtii
Lineage: Eukaryota; Viridiplantae; Chlorophyta; Chlorophyceae; Chlamydomonadales; Chlamydomonadaceae
Exons: 2
Coding region: 268-645 (125 amino acids)
Source: RefSeq, a predicted model, not a curated record
GAUGCUUUGAAAAAUGAAAAUGCGAACAGAGGAACUGAGGAAGCAGACGAGCACAACGUCGUGGAGGCCUGGAGGCUGUCACAGCAGCAUAGCAAGCGUGAGCCGUUCGCGGCGUUGGCUCCCGGGUCGUGCACAGCGCGGGUUCGACAUGCUCAAUCCGACGGAUGUUGGCCUGAUUCCAUACUUGACUAGCGCUAUAGAUUACCGGUUCCUUAGAACACUUGACACCGUCGAUUGCUGAGAAAGUUUAGGAACUGUGUUCAGUGAAUGUCGCGCACUCCUAACAGCGGCGUGCACCUGAGCAGAGAUUUUCAAUACAAAUCAAUUGAAGCAUUGUUAGAUCGCAUUCUGCGGCAGCCAGCUGCAGACGGUAGCGCGCGGUGUGCACAGGAGCAGCUCGAGCCGCGGGAGGGGCACCGCGAUACCUGGUCGCCCUCCCCGCCGAAGACCGCUAUCAGGUUUUUUAACGACACUUUGCGGGUGGAAGCCCCUCCUCUGUCGAGCGGUCCUCCAGAGGUACCAGACUCUCGUGACAUUCAAGCCUUGAUUACAUCAUUUCGUGCGCUCGUGAAGCUAGCAGACGGCCAGCUUACCGGUUUCCGGGCCCGAAGGCUCGCGCGGGAGUCGCAAGUCGCAAGCAACUGAGCGCCCGGCGUUCGAGGCGCGAGCAUCUAUCCCUAGAAUACAACAAGCCACACAUCUGCGUACGCAGACCCAGUUCUGGAU